CGCUCAGCCUUCACUCCGGACUAGCCUUCACUCAGCACAGAGCGUGCCUCAUAGUGAGUGUAUUAAACCCACGCUGCCUGGAGCGAUACUCAGCCCCAUACGCUGAUCUGAAGAGAAAAUAUGGAGAAAAAGAGUGAGAUCAACGGACACGCCAUGCCCGGCUCGGCCUCUACCGACCUGAUCGUGGAGAAAAACGCGAAGAAGAGCUUCAGAGAGAAGCUGAUGGAGUUUCUGGGGAAGAACCUACUGGUGAUCAUGACGGUGUCCGGGGUGCUGGUGGGCGUCGGGCUCGGCAUGAUGGUCCGCAACAUGAACCUGACCAGGGCACAGAUGACCUACUUCGCCUUCCCCGGAGAGAUGCUCCUCCGCAUGCUGAAGAUGAUCAUCCUGCCCCUGGUCGUCUGCAGCCUCAUAUCCGGCGCUGCCAGCCUGGACACGCGCUCCCUGGGCAAGCUGGGGGGCAUAGCAGUAGCCUACUUUCUGGUGACCACACUGAUCGCCUCGGGGAUCGGGGUCUCCCUUGCUUUCAUAAUCAAACCCGGAGUUGGCGCAGGAGCUCUGAACACCAACAACCUGGGGUUGGAGAGCGUGAGCAAGGACAAGGAGACAGCGGACUCUUUCUUGGACCUGGCCAGAAACUUGUUCCCAUCGAACUUGGUGUCAGCUGCUUUCAGCUCUUAUGCUACUGACUACAAGAUGGUCGCUGUUGGAAAUGACACCAAUGGGACCACCCUGUAUCAAAAGGUUCCUUUUGGUACUGAAACAGAUGGCAUGAACAUCCUUGGUCUGGUGUUAUUUGCCAUGGUGUUUGGUGUGGCGCUGAGGAAGCUGGGAGAUGAGGGGGAGGAACUCAUCCGUUUCUUCAAUGCGUUUAACGAGGCGACCAUGGUGCUGGUGUCCUGGAUCAUGUGGUAUAUCCCUUUUGGCAUCGUGUUCCUGGUGGGCAGUAAGAUUGUUGAGAUGGCAGAUGUGUUUCUUCUGGUCACUAGUCUGGGGAAAUACAUAUUUGCUUCAAUUCUGGGCCAUAUCAUUCAUGGAGGGAUCGUCCUGCCACUCAUCUACUUCGGCUUCACUCGAAAAAACCCCUUCAGCUUCCUGUCAGGCCUCAUCACCCCCUUCACCACUGCCUUCGCCACCUGCUCAAGUUCUGCGACUCUCCCCUCCAUGAUAAAAUGCGUGGAGGAGAACAACGGUGUGGACAAACGGAUCAGCCGCUUUAUCCUUCCUAUUGGUGCCACUGUUAACAUGGACGGUGCGGCCAUUUUCCAGUGCAUCGCUGCUGUGUUCAUCGCCCAGCUCAACAAUGCUGAGCUGAACGCCGGACAGAUCUUCACCAUCCUAGUGACAGCCACAGCCUCAAGUGUGGGUGCAGCAGGAAUCCCAGCUGGUGGGAUCAUCACCAUCGCCAUCAUCCUGGAGGCCAUCGGGCUGCCAACCAACGACCUGUCCCUGAUGCUGGCUGUUGACUGGAUUGUUGAUCGUACCACCACCGUGGUGAACGUGGAGGGCGACGCUCUGGGAGCAGGAAUCCUACACCACAUCAACCAGCAGGAGAUGAAAAAGAAGCAGGAACAGCAGCAGCGUGAGGAGGAGCUGGCCGAGGUACGGGUGGAAGCGGUGGCCAACGUCCAGGCGGAGGAGGAGACCUCGCCGCUCGUCAACCACCAAACCAAAGCUGUAGGAGCCAUGCCGGAAGCUAUCGAGUCAGUCCUGUGAAAUCUGGAAGACUUUUCUCUUGACUCCUGACCUUUAGACCUAUGACACCUCUGACGUUGCUGCUGGGGCAUCUUCUCGACUCAGUGUUCAUUCAGAAAACACAAUCUUUGAUGGCUUCACUUGUGAGGAAAAACUAAGUGCCAAUAUAUUUUCUGUUUUGAGCAAUGUGUCCAGUUCAACUGGUGCUGCUGUUAUGCUUUUGAAAUUUUAUCCAUAGGACAAAAUCUAAAUUAUUUCCAUUCAAUAGUUAUAAUGCAGAUUACAAUCAUAUUUCAGAAUACUUCUGUUGAAAAUAUUUCCUCAACAAGGAAAUAUUUUUUCAUUUUCACUUGUUUUUUAUGAAAGCAUUUUGCGAGUAGUGUGACUAAACACUUAGACGCAAAAAUGUUCCAAAAACAUUCCCAUAAAUGUUGUUCAGUUUUGUCUCAUGACCUGUGUGGGACGCUAACAGCCAUAAUUUUAUAUGAGGACUUCAUUAUGUGCAUUAAUUUAAUCUUAUCUUUAGACAGCAAAUGACCAACAUUAACAUUAGGACACUAACAUUUAAAAUCCGCCAACUGUAAACCUUUAACACUUGCUAUCACCACUAGAUCACACCUUCUGUUUGAUCACCAGUUUCCUUUUUUUUCUUGGCUGGAUGAAUGGAAACCACAUUUCGGUGUUUUGAAGUCAGGUUUUAAAAAGGGAACAUUUUGGUCCCAGGUCAGCAGGCAGUGUCAAACAUUAACCCUUUAGUUGACAAAACUGGAAUUUGGCCUACUAUUUAAACAGUCUGUUUAACCAGUCUGUUUGACAGUAACACAUUUUGAACAUUGGACCAUUUCAAACAUUGAGUUCAUAUUCAUACAUUGCUUGGGUCUGAUGUGGGAAGUUCCACUGAUUUAUUUGUACUCAAUGUUCAAUUUGUUCUCUAAUGAGAGAAGCCAUGGACUUAUAUUAGCCAGCUAAUGUAAUGAAACCAUGCAGCUAUCAGUAUGGUAUUGCUAAGUAAAGCUCCGAAAUCGUAUCUGAUGUGUGCCAAACUAACAUGCACAUGGUGUUUAGGCUUAGUUGUGGUGAACUGACCUGAUAUUCAAGCACACUAAAAGUGCUAAUAACUUUAACAGGUAAAUCAAAGAUCACAUUGCACCAUUUAUCGCUCCCCUUAAGCGUAGAUGUUUUAUCAUGGUCGCAAGAGGGUAUGAUAGUCAAAGGUAUCUCAAAGAGUUUGUUAGAUUUGGCCACAUUUCAACCACAGGAACCAGGGUCAAACAUUUCUCCUUGGAAGGUACUUGCCACCAUUUGUUAAAAUGUGAAGCCACAAAGCAGUAUGUUUUUCCAUUGACAGAAUCAAGCAGGAAUUGGAAAUGGCCUCUUGCAAUGAAUUGGUGUCACUUUAUAUGGUGUCAUUAUUGUUGUAGGCACAUGCAAAGUUACUUUAUUUACACAUAAGCAGAGUAAUUACUCUUAUCUUUGCAGGACUUUGUAACUGUUGGAAAGAAAAACAGAAAAGGGCAGAAGAACUUUUUUAGUUUCCAUAAAAGUAUUAGUACAGUACAGUAAGAGUACUUUGGAUGGAGAUGCUAUAUUACAGGAUAGAAUUACAGGUAAUUGAAAAUUGGUACUGUAAAGAUAUUUAUCCAACAUAAUGAACACACUCCAAUCCCUCUCUUAUUGAAGAACAUAUAUGGUUGUCAGUAAGGUCAACAGCUACUGUAGUUUAGGGUUAUACAAUCCCAGGAAAUCCAGAAGGAGUUCAUUUGAAAAUCAAAGCUUCAACAAAUGUUUACAAGAAAUACUGGACCAAAAUGCUUGUAGAGUUAACAUCCUACUGUAUGUAACCAUUCUGUUGAUCCAUCAUUUGGUUUCAGUGUAUUAAUUUGUAAAAUGAGAUGAACCCACACCUGACUGACAGAGUGAACCUAUGCUGCCCUCCAGUGGUGACAGAAGUUAAUGUGAAAGUGUGGAGCUGAAGUGAUGGAAUCUCAGAACUUGUUAAACCAGUGUUUGGUGAAUGUCUCCAGAGUUGAGUUCUGACUUUGGUGAAAGGAACCGUGUGUUAGUAUUUAUUUGAUCUCUUAUUUAAUAUUCAUGGGGAACAACAGACGGUGAGAAUACUGAGUGAGUGUUGUGACAUUGGAAUCUCAGACCUCUAAGAGAUGAAGGAACUUCUUCUAUGUGAACAUACAUUUCUUGCAUGUAGCUGUCAUGUGAUGUCCGAGAUGCUUUAGUUUUGGAUCAUUGUGUGUAUGUUGUUGAAUCUGUCAGCUUUAAAGAGAAAGCGUGUUUGAAAUUUUUUUAUGCAUCCUUUCAGAUUUAACAGAUGACUUUUCUAAGCUAACUGUCCUGUUAACCUACAGCUGUUUUUUGACUAUAUUUGUUGAGUACAUUUGGUACAACCACAUGUAAUUACAUUUAAUGUGGUAAAUGUACAAUAUGAAUAUAUAUUUGAUAAUAAUUUAUUUGUAAUUGUUUUAACUUUUUGUAUAAUUUGUACUUUCCCCUUUUAACACUUUCAACUACUGUCAAUAUCACAUUUUUUAUUGUUACAAUACUUUUUAAUGAAUUGUUUCUAAUAACCUGUGUUUGGAAAUGUACUUUAACUCUGGUUGUGUUUUUGUUUUGGAAUAGCUUGUUCGCUUUCUGCCAUGUCAAUGAUUAACACUGUGCAGCUGUCUCUUUGCUGUUGGUCCUGCUGUCUGUCAACAUUAAAGGUGACACACAACAUUUUUCACGCAA
This is a messenger RNA of Notolabrus celidotus (New Zealand spotty), 4434 nucleotides long. RefSeq names its product solute carrier family 1 member 4 (gene slc1a4). Gene Ontology annotation, biological process: L-serine transport; L-glutamate transmembrane transport. Gene Ontology annotation, cellular component: plasma membrane. Gene Ontology annotation, molecular function: L-threonine transmembrane transporter activity; L-serine transmembrane transporter activity; L-alanine transmembrane transporter activity. The coding region runs from base 121 to 1716 and encodes 531 amino acids. Lineage: Eukaryota; Metazoa; Chordata; Actinopteri; Labriformes; Labridae. The transcript has 8 exons. The record is from RefSeq and is a predicted model, not a curated record.